AUGGCCACCUUUUCUGAUCGUCUGUCCCAUUAUCCACUUAUCAGUGAUUCAUUGAAAGCUGCCUCCGAUGCCUACAAUUGGGUCUCUAGUGGUGAAAGGUUCCGCAGCAUUUUUCAGCUUAGUGAAAGCGCAGCUUCCGCUAUUAGAGAUCAGGCAAAGGCGCUUGCAAGCACUGAUGCUGUAACCAAGCUAGAUGAUAUCGCCUGUCGUCAAAUAUUGGAUCGCCUUGAAGCCGUAAUACCUUCGGUGAAAAAACCCACUAGAGAGCUGCUGGGUCAAACUGCUGAUCGUGCCCUUGAUGCUGCCGAAAGUUACCUUGAAUACUUCCUCCCUGACACUAAGACCGACUUUGAGGGAAAAGCCGUGGCAUCUCGUUACGAUCGUCUAAUGCGUCUGCAAAGUGCCCUGGUCAACUCGGAGAAAGUGCAGGCAGCGCAGAACACCAUUUCCAACGCCUACAAGGGGAUUCAGGACCAGCUAGCAUCGCUUUCAGCAGUUACCUCCAAAGAUAAACGCGAAGCCAUGCUUUCUAUUAUCAGCAGCCUUGCCACCGAAUACAAACAAGCGGCAGAGGUGGCUUUUCCACGCUUCAAAGCCUUCGUCGCGGGCGCCAUCUCUCAACUGCAUAACUUCACUCAGGAACUACGUCAGACCGACAACGUGACCCAAAUGGCCAUUGACCAGCUGCAGGCCACAGUGAACGGGCUGCACAGCACCUUGCUGAGCCUUAACGAGCGUCGCGAAAGAUGGCUUCAUGGCCCCUCCGCUGAGACUAAGCCUAGCACAGAGAAGACCAACUGGUCUACCUACUGGAAGGCCGAAUGGCAUUUACGACUGCCUAUCCACUGGACACAACUCAAGCCUGUUCAAGCUACAUUGACAAGUCAACUGAAAGUUGUAUUCCUGCAAGGCUCUGUGUGA
Molecule: messenger RNA, 921 nt
Organism: Echinococcus granulosus
Lineage: Eukaryota; Metazoa; Platyhelminthes; Cestoda; Cyclophyllidea; Taeniidae
Product: Sj-Ts4 protein
Exons: 5
Coding region: 1-921 (306 amino acids)
Source: RefSeq, a predicted model, not a curated record